GCUGCGUGCGAUUAUCUCUGGGGAUCAUCCUCGUCAUUAUAGAGAGGCUGCGCGGACAAUGCCUUGCUGAAAAAGGAUUCUGGUCAAGAUGCUGCGGCGUGCAACUGCAGCCCUCUUCAUCUUGGUGAUUGCUACUUCCAUGUCGCAACUCACUCAAGAAUUAACAAGCACCAAUCGAGAUGGCGAAGUGAUUUUAAGCAUCAGCGAUAAACAAAAAAUUCAAUACUUAAGCCAAAACUUUGAAUCAGAUGCAUACAAAUAUGGUUACGAUGUCAAUCCACAUGGACAAUUUCAUCACGAAAUACGUGGCCUACAUGGGAUUACCUAUGGAUGUUACGGUUACGUUGAUCCCUUUGGCCACCUAAAAACAACGUUUUAUAUCAGUGACGGAUGGGGUUAUCGCGUUGUUCAACCAGGGAAGGACGUGGAACUUUUCCUUCACAAGCAUGAACAUCAUGAAAACGGAGACAAACAUGAUCAUCACGAGCAUCAUGGUGUGAUUACACCAUGGCGAGAGUUACAUUUUCCCGUGGUGUGUGCGCAAUACACAAACACGAACAUUCCAUCAAGUGAAGGAACAUCACCUAUUGGAAGCGGAUCAACAAUUGAAACAACACCAACUCGACCUCCUUAUAGGCCUGACUCAUCAGGACAUCCGGGUAUUCCUGGAAUUCCCGGAAUUCCAGGCACACCAGGAAAACCAGGAACACCGUCAUAUCCAGGGCAUCCAGGAACUCCGGGUAUCCCUGGUAUUCCAGGUACACCAGGAAAACCAGGAACACCGUCAUAUCCAGGGCAUCCAGGAACUCCGGGUAUCCCUGGUAUUCCAGGUACACCAGGAAAACCAGGAACACCGUCAUAUCCAGGGCAUCCAGGAACUCCGGGUAUCCCUGGUAUUCCAGGUACACCAGGAAAACCAGGAACACCGUCAUAUCCAGGGCAUCCAGGAACUCCUGGUAUCCCUGGUACUCCAGGAACACCAGGAUAUCCCGGCACACCAGGAAAACCAGGAAUACCAUCAUAUCCAGGGCAUCCAGGGACUCCUGGCAUCCCUGGUAUUCCAAGUACACCAGGAAAACCAGGAAUACCAUCAUAUCCAGGGCAUCCAGGAACUCCUAGCAUCCCUGGUACUCCAGGUACACCGGGAAAACCAGGAAUACCAUCAUAUCCAGGGCAUCCAGGAACUCCUAGCAUCCCUGGUACUCCAGGUACACCGGGAAAACCAGGAAUACCAUCAUAUCCAGGGCAUCCAGGAACUCCUAGCAUCCCUGGUACUCCAGGUACACCGGGAAAACCAGGAAUACCAUCAUAUCCAGGGCAUCCAGGAACUCCUAGCAUCCCUGGUACUCCAGGUACACCGGGAAAACCAGGAAUACCAUCAUAUCCAGGGCAUCCAGGAACUCCUAGCAUCCCUGGUACUCCAGGUACACCGGGAAAACCAGGAAUACCAUCAUAUCCAGGGCAUCCAGGAACUCCUAGCAUCCCUGGUACUCCAGGUACACCGGGAAAACCAGGAAUACCAUCAUAUCCAGGGCAUCCAGGAACUCCUAGCAUCCCUGGUACUCCAGGUACACCGGGAAAACCAGGAAUACCAUCAUAUCCAGGGCAUCCAGGAACUCCUAGCAUCCCUGGUACUCCAGGUACACCGGGAAAACCAGGAAUACCAUCAUAUCCAGGGCAUCCAGGAACUCCUAGCAUCCCUGGUACUCCAGGUACACCGGGAAAACCAGGAAUACCAUCAUAUCCAGGGCAUCCAGGAACUCCUAGCAUCCCUGGUACUCCAGGUACACCGGGAAAACCAGGAAUACCAUCAUAUCCAGGGCAUCCAGGAACUCCUAGCAUCCCUGGUACUCCAGGUACACCGGGAAAACCAGGAAUACCAUCAUAUCCAGGGCAUCCAGGAACUCCUAGCAUCCCUGGUACUCCAGGUACACCGGGAAAACCAGGAAUACCAUCAUAUCCAGGGCAUCCAGGAACUCCUAGCAUCCCUGGUACUCCAGGUACACCGGGAAAACCAGGAAUACCAUCAUAUCCAGGGCAUCCAGGAACUCCUAGCAUCCCUGGUACUCCAGGUACACCGGGAAAACCAGGAAUACCAUCAUAUCCAGGGCAUCCAGGAACUCCUAGCAUCCCUGGUACUCCAGGUACACCGGGAAAACCAGGAAUACCAUCAUAUCCAGGGCAUCCAGGAACUCCUAGCAUCCCUGGUACUCCAGGUACACCGGGAAAACCAGGAAUACCAUCAUAUCCAGGGCAUCCAGGAACUCCUAGCAUCCCUGGUACUCCAGGUACACCGGGAAAACCAGGAAUACCAUCAUAUCCAGGGCAUCCAGGAACUCCUAGCAUCCCUGGUACUCCAGGUACACCGGGAAAACCAGGAAUACCAUCAUAUCCAGGGCAUCCAGGAACUCCUAGCAUCCCUGGUACUCCAGGUACACCGGGAAAACCAGGAAUACCAUCAUAUCCAGGGCAUCCAGGAACUCCUAGCAUCCCUGGUACUCCAGGUACACCGGGAAAACCAGGAAUACCAUCAUAUCCAGGGCAUCCAGGAACUCCUAGCAUCCCUGGUACUCCAGGUACACCGGGAAAACCAGGAAUACCAUCAUAUCCAGGGCAUCCAGGAACUCCUAGCAUCCCUGGUACUCCAGGUACACCGGGAAAACCAGGAAUACCAUCAUAUCCAGGGCAUCCAGGAACUCCUAGCAUCCCUGGUACUCCAGGUACACCGGGAAAACCAGGAAUACCAUCAUAUCCAGGGCAUCCAGGAACUCCUAGCAUCCCUGGUACUCCAGGUACACCGGGAAAACCAGGAAUACCAUCAUAUCCAGGGCAUCCAGGAACUCCUAGCAUCCCUGGUACUCCAGGUACACCGGGAAAACCAGGAAUACCAUCAUAUCCAGGGCAUCCAGGAACUCCUAGCAUCCCUGGUACUCCAGGUACACCGGGAAAACCAGGAAUACCAUCAUAUCCAGGGCAUCCAGGAACUCCUAGCAUCCCUGGUACUCCAGGUACACCGGGAAAACCAGGAAUACCAUCAUAUCCAGGGCAUCCAGGAACUCCUAGCAUCCCUGGUACUCCAGGUACACCAGGAAAACCAGGCAAACCAGGAACGCCGUCAUAUCCUGGACAUCCAGGAACUCCUGGCACUCCAGGCACUCCGGGAAUAGUUGAAUUAUACCCAACAUAUCCUGGUAUACCUGGAAGUCCGGGAACAUCAUACCCAGGACACAUAGGAAUUAGUAUCGCUAGCACAUCUGGCACUCUCGGCAUAUCAGAAAUAUCCGAAAAUCUAGGAAAACCAAUAUCAUCUUAUCCCGGAUAUCCUGCUUAUCCUGUUACAUCAGAAACACCUAACGUACCUUUACAUUCUGAGGCGCUAGGUAAACCAGAUGAUUUAUUAUAUCCCGGGAUUACCACUAUACCAAAUAGGCCAAGCAUUUCUUUCAAGCCGGAUAAACCAGGUUAUCCCGGUUAUCCUACAUAUCCAGAAUAUACAGAAGAUUCAAAGAAUCCAGAAGGACUAAUAGGACCUGAGGGUCCAGUAGGAAAUGUAGGUCCGAUUGGUGAUAUUGGUGGCAUUGGAGGUAUCGGUGGAGUUGGUCCUGAUGGUCCUGAUGGGCCAUGGCCAACCGGUUCUCCGGGUCCUGAUGGACCAUGGCCUGGUGAUCCAGAUUACAUACCCGGAAUAAAACCAACAAGAAAACCUUAUAAAAGUCCAAUAAAUCAUCAUCCUGACAUUGAAUCAUUUGACACAGACAGAUAUAACUCCAUCUCGAAAUAUAGUUUUAAUAAUAAAACUGAUUCUUCGUAUACGGGCUAUACUCUAAAGGAUAUCGAAUUGUCGAAGUUGUCACACCCAACGAAAGUUAAUACAUCAUUAUAUAUAAAGCAUAGUCAGUAUAGACCUCAAUACGAAACUCAAUCCACAUCAUCAAUUUAUGGGGAAAAAGAAACUACCUACAAUGCAAAUAAAAUCAAUUCACUGUUGCAAACAGAUCUGACACCAUCAUCAUUGAAAUACGAGAUCGAGGAUUAUCAAUAUACAGAUAUAUUAAAGCCGAAUUCACAAUUUUAUGAUCACUUGAUACAUACAGGAUCGCAACAAAUAAAGAAACCUUCAAAAAAUAACUUCAAGCAAUUUUCUGUGCACGAUCGGGAUCAAUAUCAAAAGUCAAUAUUUUAUCCAUCUUAUAACUCGCAACAGCAAUCUCCUAAAGACUCAGAUCAAUUUGAUAAAUUAAAACAAGAAGACAAAUUUAAUGUGGAUGGACAAUAUAAUAAUUCUGCCGAUGUGGAUGGCAAAUUGAUUUCUAACGUGUCCUUUCAGUCGGAUGGAUCUUCCUCUGCUCCGGAUAGACAGGUAAAUGCACGCCUUGAGCAGACAUUCCGGACGAAUCCCGUUUUCGACGCUAUCAGGGUUCAGCCGCCCAGCUCCAUCAACGUCAAGCCCUUAUCGUUACCUGUAGGGCCAAAUUCACAAGCAUGUCCCUGUUAUUUAGUCGAGCCGAAUAACAACACAAACGUAGCAACCAGCUCGACUCACACCUCUAUCAUUGGUCAAUUGGGAUUCAUUCCUGUUAUCUUCGUACCAUACUGUCCUGGCAAAGAGAUGGACAGCAAUAAGAUGAAACUUAUGUUCCCGUCCGCUACUCCUGUUCCAUAUGCAUGCGACACAUGUGAUACACAAGACAACAAAUAUGUUGUAAAAACGCUCGAUAUAAAUCAACUUGGCAAUAUCGACUAUCUCAAAGAGGCAUUAUAUCAAUCCAAUCUUGGCUUUUUGAAUGUUCCAGUUAAGACCAACAUCGAGCGAAGAAGAACCAAAAGCAGAAAGACGAAAUGAGAAGUGUAACACUAACUUAUUAAGCUUAAGUUGCGAUCGUUCUAAAAAGAGCUUAUCUUCUCCUGGAGAAUAGAAAUAAAUAUAGGAUAUUGGCAUUGCCUGUCCGUCAGCUGCUGGUUAGUUGAUGGAUAGCCAAAUUAAAGAUAUUUGCCGAAAUAACCAAAGCUAAUAGAAUACAUAAAAUCUUCAAACUAAAAAUUGAAUUAAUAACAAAUUUUUUCAGUAUCGUGUUUAUUAAAUUAAUUUACCCUGUAGCUGCUUAAA
Molecule: messenger RNA, 5107 nt
Organism: Mycetomoellerius zeteki
Lineage: Eukaryota; Metazoa; Arthropoda; Insecta; Hymenoptera; Formicidae
Product: collagen alpha-5(IV) chain
Exons: 6
Coding region: 89-4843 (1584 amino acids)
Biological process (GO): extracellular matrix organization
Molecular function (GO): extracellular matrix structural constituent conferring tensile strength
Source: RefSeq, a predicted model, not a curated record